ACUUGUUCAUUUUACGCUUUAUUCACACGGUAUAAUGCCAGAAAACUCGAAUAUUUCAUGGGUUCUUAAGCGCAUUGGCGAUAUUCAGGCCGAAAAUCGCCCAAGACCAUCACCAAAACCAAACGAAGUUGAAAUUGCUGUCAAAGUAACUGGAAUUUGUGGCUCUGACGUUCAUUAUUGGGUUCAAGGCCAUAUCGGUGACUUUAUAGUUAAGGAACCAAUGGUUUUAGGUCAUGAAUCCUCUGGCAUUGUGACAAACAUUGGAAGAGAUUGUAAAAUCUUGAAGGUUGGCGAUCAAGUCGCAAUUGAACCUGGUAUACCUUGUUAUAUUUGUCAUUUUUGUAAAAAUGGUCAAUAUAACUUGUGUAAAGAUAUGAAAUUCGCGGCAACUCCACCAAUUAAUGGUACACUUUGUCAAUAUUAUUGUUGUCCAGAGGAUUUUUGUGUAAAAUUACCGGAUAAUUUUCCAUCACUCGAAGAAGCAGCAUUAAUUGAACCACUAUCAGUUGGAAUUCAUUCAUGUAAAUUAGCAGACCUUAGAGCAGGUCAAACUGUAAUAAUAUUUGGAGCUGGACCAGUUGGAUUGUUGGCGGGAGCUGCAGCAAAAGCAUCAGGUGCUGUUAAAAUUACUAUGGUAGAUAUUAAUCAAUCGAGAUUAGAUUUUGCGAAAAAUUAUGUGGCUAAUGAGGUUGUAUUAGCGGAAAGAGAGAUUCCUCAAGGUUUAAGUUCAGUCAAUUUCGCUAAAAGAUUUUCACAAAAGUUAUUGGAAUCUGGCGUUGAACAAGCUGAUGUUAUAUUAGAAUGCUCUGGUGUUGAAACUUGUAUCCAAACUGGUAUUUAUAUGACUAAGUCUAAAGGAACAUUUGUGCAAGUAGGGAUGGGUAUGGAAGUUGUACCAAUUCCAAUAGCUGAUAUCGGAGUUCGUGAGAUUAAAUUUAUGGGGUCUUUCCGUUAUUGCAAUACCUAUAAACAAGCUGUACAGCUAGUUAGUGCCGGAUUUAUUAAUUUAAAACCUCUUAUAACCCAUAGGUUUAAAUUUCAAGAUGCUGUGAAAGCUUUUGAAACAGUUAAAGAAAGAAAAGAUAACGUUAUCAAAGCAUUGAUUUUAGGAACGGAUACUAAUUAGAUAAUCAACCGUCGUCACGUGAAAAUUAAAUUGUGUUACUCAAUGUCCCAUCAAAAUUGAUUGUUAUUAUUAAGGAAAUAUAAUUAAGAAUAAAAUCAAAAAUGAAUACUGUUGAUA
Messenger RNA from Rhizophagus irregularis DAOM 181602=DAOM 197198, 1243 nucleotides. NCBI's taxonomy places the organism in Eukaryota, Fungi, Glomeromycota, Glomeromycetes, Glomerales, Glomeraceae. The record is from RefSeq and is a predicted model, not a curated record.